This is a messenger RNA of Nasonia vitripennis (jewel wasp), 2730 nucleotides long. It is a transcript of the gene Cox10, whose product is annotated as protoheme IX farnesyltransferase, mitochondrial. Gene Ontology annotation, molecular function: protoheme IX farnesyltransferase activity. Gene Ontology annotation, cellular component: membrane; mitochondrion. Gene Ontology annotation, biological process: heme biosynthetic process. The coding region runs from base 637 to 1899 and encodes 420 amino acids. NCBI's taxonomy places the organism in Eukaryota, Metazoa, Arthropoda, Insecta, Hymenoptera, Pteromalidae. The transcript has 7 exons. The record is from RefSeq and is a predicted model, not a curated record.
GCUGCCGCGCGCCUAACCUCUAAACUCGGCCAUCGAAGGCCUUAUUAUGCAACAUCUUAUUUAUCGCGAGUCCAGGGUUAAUGUACCUGAUCUCCGCCUCCUGGCGAAGUGAACGGCUUAGAGAAGCAUCCCGGUGACCCGUGCGACGACUGUCAGCGAGAGUAAACAAGGUUCGUCGUUAUACGAUUCCUUCAACGUGCCUUUGCUCUGUGUAUCUCGCGAAGUGUGCGCUGCUGCUGCUGCCUCGUCGUCGCGUGAUUUUUCGUCAAUAUAAAGAGGCUUCUGCUUUUUUCCGCGUGAAUUUUCCUGCGAAAUUUCGCGGUGUCUGUUUGCUCCAAAUUGAUUGUUUUGAUCUGCUCCUAUUUCGAGGAGUUGUCAUUGAUUCACGUUCAUUAAAGUCUGUAAAUGUAUAUGCAUCUGGUGCUCUUGGCAUGGAAAUAUACUUUAUAAUAUGGUAGAUUGAGGUUUGUCCGAGUGCUAAAUGCUCCAGUUUGCUUGUUGAUGUUAGUGAGAAUUUUCUGCUUGAAAAAUCAGCAUUGUUUUUACUUUGGAAAAUUACUAUCAACAUGUUCUAUCAUAAUAUAUGUCAUCGGAUGAGAGCAAGAGGCUGUUGAGCACAGCCACUGGAACAUUAAUAUGAUAUUGGCGCUGCAGUCAGCCAGGUUCUGUCGGAAAUUAUCAUGUUUAUCAACAUUAAAAGUACUUACAGUGACAUACUCUGCAAGUGCACCACAACAGAAAGAGAAACCUCUGAUUUUCAAAGAACCACCAUGUAUAGCUGUGGGAAAAAAACACAAAUUACGUUCCAUCGUCAUAGAUUCAAAAACUGUAAUACCUCCUGACAUAGAUUAUCUAAAUCCUGAUACUACGGUAGAUAGUCAAAAUCAAUCCAAAGCAAUAGCUACUAAAACAUGGAAAUGGGGCAAGAUAGAAAUAGAUCCAACGAAACUUCACAAAUAUUGCCUUAUGUUAUCAAAAAUAAGGUUAACAUCUUUGGUAGUAAUUACUGCUAUGGGUGGCUAUGCUAUAGCUCCAGCUCCUUUUGAUCUCGUCACAUUUCUGGCAUGUUCUGUUGGCACUGGAUUGGUUUCAGCAGCAGCCAAUGCUGUCAAUCAGUCAAUGGAAGUUCCUUAUGAUGCCCAAAUGGCCCGUACUAAAAACAGAGUUCUAGUCCGUGGUUUACUCGCCCCUGAGCAUGCAAUUGCCUUUGCUGCUAUAUCCGGUAUUGCAGGAGUGACUCUUCUAGCAACACAAGUCAACACCCUUACUGCAGUCUUGGGAGGCGCUAAUUUGAUUUUGUAUACAUCUAUUUACACCCCCAUGAAGAGAGUCAGUAUUCUUAACACAUGGGUUGGUUCUGUUGUUGGUGCAAUCCCGCCUCUGAUGGGAUGGGCAGGAUGUGUCGGAAGUAUUGCUGCUCCUGGUGCCUGGAUUAUGUCUGGCAUGUUGUAUGCUUGGCAGUUUCCACAUUUCAAUGCCUUAUCGUGGAAUUUGAGGCCUGACUAUUCGAAAGCUGGUUAUAGAAUGAUGGCUGUUAGUAAUCCCGAUCUUUGCCGAAAAACAUCGUUCAGGUAUACGGUGGUCCUCACGGCUCUGUCAUAUCUGGCGCCAGCUUUAGAUGUCACUAAUUGGUGGUUUGCAAUUGCAUCUACACCGUUAAACGCGUACUUCCUCUAUCUCGCAUGGGAAUUCAGGCAGCAUGGCGACGCACGUACGUCACGGCGACUGUUUCGAUUUUCACUGUUACAUUUGCCAAUUUUAAUGACGUUAAUGCUUAUAAGCAAAAAGUAUUGGUUUUUGAAUACCGACAAAAAAGAAAAUUCGCAGUUAAACGACGUUACAGAAAAAAGACAAUUAAUUGAAUCAAUAUCAAGAAUUCUUCAACCGACAUCAGCUUAAAUCUGUAGCUUGGCAGGUCAAGCUAGAUACGAAUCUAUAACACCUUGUGUUAUCGUUAUUUGUACACCUGUAAAAUAAUUAGUCAAAAUGACUUUGUAAAAUACAAUCUUGUAUUAUAAAUAAGAUACAUGAGAUUUAUUGCAGUGAUAAUAUAGUAACAUUUUAAGUUAAACAAAAUUUUACUUUAGCAAAAAAUAAUCAGAAUUUUAAAUGGAACUAAUGCAGAUAAAAAAAUAGAUUAAUAGAUGUAUAAACAUUAUUUACAGAUAUUUAUUGUAACAAUUAAAAUCUCAAAGUGUCAACUCGCGUUCUCUCCGUUUUUUCUCUGCAUAGCAAAAUCUAUUGCCAUUUUUCUUCUGGUUUUAGUCAAAUUUCUGUGGCCACUACAAUCUAAAUUUUCCGUGUAACAUUUAUUUCGACAACACUGUCGGCACAAUUGGUAUUCACAUUUGGAACCCUAAAAACACAAGAUAUUCUGAUCAAAUGUUCUUUCAUACUGCAAAAAUGUUUAAUUAAGUAAAAACUUACUAGUGGGUUUGGACAAUUAUCACAUAAAUUUGAGCCUCGUUUAACACGUACUUGUGGUUUGUUUGGUCUCCGAGCUAUGCGUCUUAAUUUUUUUAAUCGUUUCCUCGAUAUUUCGUUUCCAUCUUCAUCUUUGUAGUCCCUCUUCUCAGCCGAAGUUUCCUGUAAAUAAAAACGUGCAUACAUGUAUUAUAUUUUAGCGUUAGUAAUAUUAUCAUGGCAAACCAUGCUAGACGCAUAAUCGUUAUCGCAAAAACUUUGCAAAUUGUGUGUAAAGAGAUGAAAUAAAAAAGGAUUCUAACCGUU